GUCGGGCUUUGGGCGGCGGAGACCAGCCUCCUCUGCUCCAGUUCUCGGUGAGCCUCGGUACGUACGGUGGCAGCAGUCCGUGUGUCUGGUGGGUGUCGGCGUGAAGCGGAGCUGGGCCAGCGGGAGGUAGCUGUGUGGGAGUGGAAGGCCGGUAUUUCUCUACCUGGACCGCACUCUCCUCGCGCGAGGAGGGUAGAGCUCAAGAUGCUUGCGAUUUGCUUUACAUUCUAAGUGGAUUUGGAGAAGAGACAAUAAAGAAUAAACAGUCAAUUCUAUAAUAUAUUUAGAAGGAGAAAAGUGCCAAGGAGGAAAGAAAAAGUAGAGCAAGAUUUGCUUUGAGGUCACAUUGAUAUGAAAUAUGGAGUCAUCUUUCAUAACUUCACCUGGGAAAGAGAAAGAAAACUUUCUUGUUAAAAAAACAUAAGGAAAACAAACAACCAAAGGAAUCAUGCCAAAUGCCAACUCUCCAUCUUUUUGUAUUAUUAGCAUAUUCUGUUCAUCAGGACAAAUGGCUUAUGCAUUAAAGGAGAUGAUUUGUUUAUCAGUAUUUUUAGCCAUUAAAAAAAAUCGUUUUCAUAUUAACCUUACACAGCUCCCAUAAAAUUUAACACAUCUAAACAUCUUUAAGGCCUUGUUUAAAACAGUUUUCUUUUUUAGUGCUUAGAACUUCUAUGUUUAUGCACCGUAUUGUUACUUGUCAAAGUCUUUAAGAGUUUAUAACAUCAGGAAAGAUAUGGACUUGGAAAUUUCCAUUAUUAAAAUAGACUGCAGUGGAUUUAAGUGGACAAUUCAAGACAUCCAUUUUAUUGUGCAAAAUAUUACAUAAAAGUGUAUAGUUUUUAGCCUAAAUGCAAACAAAGUUGCUUGAAAAUGGCAUGGGUAAAAUUCUUACGGAAACCUGGUGGCAAUCUUGGAAAAGUUUAUCAGCCUGGAAGUAUGCUAUCCCUAGCCCCUACCAAAGGCUUGUUAAAUGAACCAGGACAAAACAGCUGCUUUCUUAAUAGUGCUGUACAGGUCUUAUGGCAAUUGGAUAUAUUCCGACGAAGCUUGCGGGUUUUGACUGGACAUGUUUGUCAGGGAGAUGCCUGUAUAUUUUGUGCAUUGAAGACGAUAUUUGCACAGUUCCAACAUAGUCGAGAAAAAGCACUUCCCUCAGAUAACAUAAGGCAUGCUCUUGCAGAAAGCUUCAAAGAUGAGCAGCGAUUUCAACUUGGCCUUAUGGAUGAUGCUGCAGAGUGCUUUGAGAAUAUAUUGGAGAGGAUUCAUUUUCACAUAGUGCCAAGCAGAGAUGCAGACAUGUGUACCUCUAAAUCUUGUAUCACUCACCAGAAGUUUGCUAUGACUCUGUAUGAACAGUGUGUGUGUCGUAGCUGUGGAGCAUCAUCAGAUCCUCUACCUUUUACAGAAUUUGUGCGGUACAUUUCUACAACAGCCUUAUGCAAUGAAGUUGAAAGAAUGUUGGAAAGACAUGAACGCUUUAAACCUGAAAUGUUUGCAGAAUUGCUACAAGCAGCAAACACAACAGAUGACUAUAGGAAAUGUCCUAGUAACUGUGGCCAAAAAAUAAAAAUUCGCCGUGUUUUAAUGAAUUGCCCAGAGAUUGUUACAAUUGGUUUAGUCUGGGACUCUGAGCAUUCUGACUUGACUGAAGAUAUUGUUCGGAAUCUAGCAACACAUCUUUAUCUUCCUGGGCUUUUUUACAGAGUUACUGAUGAAAAUGCCAAAAAUAGUGAACUUAACCUUGUUGGUAUGAUCUGCUACACCAGCCGACAUUAUUGUGCCUUUGCAUUUCACACCAAAAGUUCCAAAUGGGUAUUUUUUGAUGAUGCAAAUGUGAAAGAGAUUGGAACCAGAUGGAAAGAUGUUGUCUCCAAAUGCAUUCGAUGCCACUUUCAGCCACUGCUUUUGUUUUACGCAAACCCAGAUGGGACAGCAGUUUCUACUGACGAUGCACUCAGGCAGGUUGUCAGCUGGUCACAUUACAAAUCUGUUGCAGAAAAUAUGGGAUGUGAAAAGCCUGUAAUUUAUAAGUCAGAUAAUUUAAAAGAAAAUGGAUUUGGUGAUCAGGCAAAGCAGAGAGAAAAUCAGAAAUUUCAAACUGAUAAUAUUUCAUCAUCUAAUCGGAGCCAUAGCCACACAGCUGUAGGGAAAGGACCAGCUAAGUUAAGUCACAUUGAUCAAAGGGAAAAGAUAAAAGACAUUUCCAGAGAAUGUGCUCUGAAAGCUAUUGAACAGAAAAACUUACUUUCUUCACAAAGGAAAGAUUUAGAGAAGGGACAAAGAAAAGAUUUAGGACGACAUAGAGAUUUGAUUGAUGAAGACCUUUCACAUUUCCAAUCUGGAUCACCUCCUGCCCCAAAUGGUUUUAGACAACAUGGGAAUCCACAUCUAUAUCAUAGUCAAGGAAAAGGAUCAUAUAAACAUGACCGAGUUGUACUGCAGAGUCGAGCUUCUGCACAAAUAAUAAGUUCAAGUAAAUCCCAGAUUCUUGCUCCAGGGGAGAAAAUAACUGGCAAAGUUAAGAGCGACAAUGGCACUGGAUAUGAUACAGACAGCAGCCAAGAUUCUAGGGAUAGAGGAAACAGCUGUAAUAGCAGCAGUAAAAGCCGCAACCGAGGUUGGAAACCUAUGAGAGAAACAUUAAAUGUUGAUAGUAUUUUUAGUGAAAGUGAAAAAAGACAGCAUAGUCCAAGACAUAAACCAAAUAUCAGUAACAAGCCUAAAUGUAGCAAGGAUCAAAGUUUUAGUAAUUGGCCGAAAGAGAAUCCAAAGCAAAAAGGUUUAAUGACCAUAUAUGAAGAUGAAAUGAAGCAGGAAAUAGGAAGCAGAAGUUCCCUUGAAUCUAAUGGAAAAGGAGAAGACAAAAAUAAAGGCCUUGUAGAGGGUAAAGUGCAUGGUGAUAAUUGGCAGAUGCAAAGGACUGAGUCUGGAUAUGAAAGCAGUGAUCACAUCAGUAAUGAAUCUACUAAUUUGGACUCACCUGUUAUUGAUGGAAAUGGUACAGUAAUGGAUAUCAGUGGUGUUAAAGAAACAGUAUGCUUCAGUGACCAGAUUAAGACAAGCAACCUAAAUAAAGAACAUGGGGACUGUACCUCCCUUCAGAGCCAAAAUCACUUAGAAGGCUUUAGAAAAGAACUCAGGAAUUUGGAAGCAGACUAUAAAUCUCACGAAUUCCACCCAGAAUCACAUUUACAAAUAAAAAAUAAUUUGAUAAAAAGAUCACAUGUACAUGAAAACAAUGGAAAGUUAUUUCCUUCAUCCAGUCUACAAAUACCCAAGGACCAUAAUGCAAGAGAAUAUGUGCACCAGUCAGAUGAACAGAAACUUGAAAAACAAAAUGAAUGCAAAUUUUCUGAGUGGCUUAAUAUAGAAAAUUCUGAGAGAACAGGUUUGCCGUUUCGCGUUGAUAACUCCGCUUCUGGGAAGAGAGUGAACAGUAAUGAACCAUCUUCAUUAUGGUCUUCACACCUAAGAACUGUUGGGUUAAAGCCAGCAACUGCUCCUCUAAUCCUGCAGCAAAAUAUCAUGGAUCAAUGUUACUUUGAGAACUCUGUAUCCACAGAAUGUAUAAUUCAGUCAGCCGGUAGAUCUGAUGGGUGUCAGAUGCCAAAACUUUUUUGCCAGAAUCCACCACCCCCUUUGCCACCAAAGAAAUACGCUAUAACCACUGUGCCACAGUCAGAGAAAAGCGAAUCUCCACCUGAUGUCAAACUUACGGAGGUGUUUAAAGCUACCUCUCAUCUUCCGAAGCACAGUUUAAGUACAGCUUCAGAACCAAGUUUAGAAAUGAGUACACAUGUGAAUGAUGAAAGACAUAAAGAAACAUUUCAACUGAGAGAGUGUUUUGGCAACACACCAAACUGCCCGUCCAAGUCCCCAACUAAUGAUUUUCAGGCAAACUCAGGUGCCGUUGAUGGAUUUUGCCAACCAGAACUAGACUCUAUUUCUACCUGUCCAAAUGAGACAGUUUCCUUAACCACCUAUUUUUCAGUUGAUAGCUGCAUGACAGAUACAUAUAGAUUGAAAUACCAUCAGAGGCCCAAGCUCGCUUUUCCAGAGAGCAGUGGCUUUUGUAAUAAUUCAUUAUCUUAGAGUGAAAAAGGACUAGGACCUGUGUUACAAAAUAAUCUUGGUUCAAGCUGCCCUUCUGAACAAAGAUAUAAACUUAGCAUACAUUCUAAUAGAUAACUGGUAAAAUUGACCAACUUUUACUUCUCAGAGGCCAUUUAAAUAUAAUAGGAACCUACUGACCAAACCUAGUGAUACAUAAAAUUAAAGCCCCUAGCAUUUUUAAAGUUGUUAGUCACUAUACAUAUGUACGUGUAUAUGUGUAUACACAUAUCUAAUUUUAUGAUCAGUUUAUUAGAUAUUUAAGAAAUUCCCUUUGCAUAGUCUUGGCAUGCCGCGAAAAAUAGAAAAUCAGGGAGAUAUAAUAAUUCAUUUGUUAUAUGCUAUAGUUGAAUAAAAAUUACAUUUGUCCCCCUAUUUUGUGGCCAGUAGACUGGGAAGCAUUAAACUAACCAGUACUCAUGUAUGGAGAUUAUAAACUAUGCUAACUGAAAAGUACCAGGUGAUACAUAGCCUGGUACUUUUUUGUCAAAGAAUUGCUUUAUGAAGAAGCACUUUCUAAUGGGUAACCAGAAAAGGGCUUCACCCAUUUGUUUUUGACUUCUAUGAUAGUCACUGCAUAUGAUCCCUUUAAGUGUCUUUAAAAAAAUGACUUGUGAAUUUGAUAGCAUUUGGGGAAAGAAAAGCCUUAUAUGAUUAACAAUUUGUAAAUUUUCAAGAUCAGAUGAAAUUUAAUUUUGCUCCUAGAACUUUUGUCUUCAGAGUAUCUACCUAAAUUAGGCCUUUGACUAUUACAGGUAUUCAUAAAUACUACUUUAGCCAUGUAAAUUAAAAAGUUAAAAUACUUAAACUUUAGUAUAUUUAUUUAUCUUGUUACUCUUUUUUCUAAUUUUGUGUGAAAUAUGAAAGAUCUUUAUUUUGGUUUGGUUUACUUUGGGCUGUUAACCACCAGUGUUAGGAAUUAAUGUAGGGCCCCCACUGGGUAUGUCACUGUCAUUGCCUACAUUUUCUUUGCUGUAAUAUUACCUGCUUAUAGGUUGUCAAUCCAUUUUAUCUGAAUUUGAAAAUCUAUCUAGGUUUCCAGAUUAAAUUUCUACCUUUCAUAUAGAGUUCAAUUUUAAUAAAAUGUUUAAUUGAAGCAUCCUUCCCUUUUAUCUACUUUGAACAAAUAGUAAUUUUACCCGGGCUUUGAAAAUUAAAGGAAUUUUUAUUAUUAUGGUAACCUUACGAGUAAAAAUAAGUUACUUUAAUUGCCUUAUUUCAUUAGUUGUCAUUUUAUUUUGUACUAUGCUGGUAAACUAAUUGUGGUUUAGAAUAGUUUUAUGUUCACUCCAGAUAACUGAGAAACAGAACUAAAGUUUUCCUUACAUUCCUAAAUGGAUAAACCUCAUAAAUAUAAUUCAGUAAACUAGUAAAUGUAGCCACUUGACUGAUUCCGUAAAUCGUGUUAAAACAUUCUAAAAUGUUGUAAAUAAUUUAAUGUGAAUACUGUUAGAUAAACAGAAAAUAAUUGCUUAUAAAAGUCUAAAAGUUUAACCAGUUACCAAGUCGUGGCCCAAUUUUAUCUACUACCUAUAGUUUUUACUAGCCUUAAGUAUAAUAGUGAGUGAUCAUUACUUUAUAUUCUCGUAAGUUAGAAAUACUUGAAUGCCAAAUUAAUUUUAUCGUUUAAGAAAACUUAUUUUUAACAUAAUUUUUAGUAUGGAGGGUUUGUAAAUAAAGUUUGUAAACCUGUAUUUGAAAUACCAAAGUUUUUACUGCUUUUUUUUAACACUGUAAAAUACUAGAAAAAUGGGCUUCAAGUUUUUUUAAUGGCUGUCAGAAAGUUUGUGUAGUUUUUUUUUUUUUUCUAUUUGGUUAAGAUGUGAGUUGGAAAUGUAUGAUCUGAAACAUUUAAACUAAUUUUUGUGUUUAACAGCAGUUUCAGAGAUUUGUCUUUUCAACUCAGUUGAGUUGUAGACAUCAAAUAGAAAUGUCCAGUUUUGCCUCUUUUAAGUACUGUCCAGUUGAAACCUCCUGACUCAUGUACUGCUACACAAACUAGAAACUGACCAUUUAUUUUUAUGUUGAUUCAACACUCCAAAUACAGAUCGAUACACAUAUAUUAAUCAUUUUAUUUCAUGUAAAAUUUUUACAUCUAGGGUGCCUAUUUAUUUUUAUAGAUGUUUUCAUUCAGAUAUAAGCUCAUUAUAACUUUGUAAAUAAUUCAGCCAACAGUUGUAAUGUUUAAAAUACUUACCUUCACAAUGUUCUAUUUUCAUGUGAAAUCAAUUUCUUCUCAUCCAAAAAAAUUUUAAGAUAAACUGAUUUUUAAGUU
Molecule: messenger RNA, 6385 nt
Organism: Rhinopithecus roxellana (golden snub-nosed monkey)
Lineage: Eukaryota; Metazoa; Chordata; Mammalia; Primates; Cercopithecidae
Gene: USP53
Product: ubiquitin specific peptidase 53
Exons: 17
Coding region: 871-4092 (1073 amino acids)
Biological process (GO): response to auditory stimulus; sensory perception of sound; protein deubiquitination
Cellular component (GO): cell-cell junction
Molecular function (GO): cysteine-type deubiquitinase activity
Source: RefSeq, a predicted model, not a curated record